UCACGGUUGUCGGUGCAGUAGAUCGUGUCCAACGACAAACAUAAAAAACAAACAUCUGAGUUCGGAUCCGAGAGGGAGCACCAAUCGUCGCUUAAUCUCCUCCAAAACCUCGAUUAAUGUUUGUUUGUCUUGUCACAAUGUGCUAAGACAGAUCUCUACUUGGACUACUUUUUGCCUGCCUCUUGUGGUUUUGGUUGGUCCUGAAAAAUGGGAGCUAAAUCUAGGUGCAAGGGUUGGUGGGCGUGGCUGCUGGUGCUCGCGAUCUUCGGCCUCGUCGUCGGCGCCGUCGUUCUUGCCGUCGUCAAGAAAGUAAAGAAAAACUCCGGCGGCGACGACGGGGCGGUUCCCGGGCCUCCCGGCGCCAUUACCCAGAAAUACUCCGACGCUCUCAAACUCGCCGUCCAAUUCUUCGACGUCCAGAAAUCUGGUCAGUUGGUCGAUAACAAGAUAUCGUGGAGAGGGGAUUCGGGUCUGAAAGAUGGAAGCGAUGUGAAGUUGGAUUUGUCCAAGGGAAUGUAUGAUGCUGGGGAUCAGAUGAAGUUUGGUUUUCCAAUGGCGUAUACUGCCACAGUGUUGUCGUGGACGAUUCUUGAGUAUGGUGAUCAGAUGGAUGCGGUGAAUCAGUUACAAACCGCUCAAGCAUCUCUGAAGUGGAUCACUGACUUCCUUGUCAAUGCUCAUCCCAAGGACAAUGUGCUCUACGUUCAGGUAGGUGACCCUAAAAAGGACCAUGCAUGUUGGUAUAGGCCGGAAGACAUGACCGAGAGUAGGCCAGUCACACAGGUCAACACAUCCGCUCCAGGAACGGAUGUUGCAGCUGAAACUGCAGCGGCUAUGGCUUCGGCAUCUCUGGUCUUCAAGAAAAGUGAUGCCACAUAUUCAGAUACGCUUCUCAAGCACGCCAAGCAGUUAUUUACUUUUGCUGACAAAAACAGAGGCUCUUACAGUGAAAGCAUCCCUGAGGUCCAGCAAUUUUACAAUUCAACGGGAUAUGGAGAUGAGCUUUUGUGGGCAGCAGCCUGGCUUUACCAUGCAACUGGGGAUAAGGAAUACCUUGAUUACGUCACAGGGGAGAAUGGAGAUGAGUUUGCUCAAUUUGGUAAACCAACAUGGUUCAGUUGGGAUAACAAGCUUGCAGGAACCCAGGUUUUGCUUUCCAGGUUGACCUUCUUUGGUGGGAAGGACACCUCAGACAAUUCUGGCCUUCAAAAGUACAGGAAAACAGCUGAGGCUGUUAUAUGUGGCUUCCUGCCAAGCUCGCCAACAGCCACGAAAAGCAGAACAGACAAUGGUCUGAUCUGGGUCAGUGAAUGGAAUGCUCUGCAGCAGCCAGUUGCUGCUGCUUUCCUAGCUGCUCUUUACAGUGACUACAUGCUUACAUCUCGCUCCACAAAACUAGAGUGCGAUGGAGAUACCUAUAAGCCAUCAGAUAUUCGGAAAUUUGUUAGAUCUCAGGCGGAUUAUGUCUUGGGCGACAAUCCUAUGAAAAUGAGCUAUCUUGUCGGGUACGGGGAUAAAUAUCCCAAAUACGUACACCACAGAGGAGCUUCUAUCCCGGCUAAUCAGAAGACUGGCUGCAAAGAUGGAUUCAAGUACCUUGACUCAACUGACCCCAACCCUAACAUAGCCGUUGGAGCACUUGUUGGCGGGCCAUUCCUAAACGAAACAUACAUUGAUGCCCGGAACAACUCGAAGCAAGCGGAGCCGAGCACAUACAACAGUGCGGUCAUUGUUGGCCUUCUGUCAAGUUUGGUGACAACCUCUUCAGCAGUUAAAUCCUUCACCUAGAGAGUCGUAGAUAACUGAUUACAUUUGUUUGUAUUAUAUAUAUUGCUCUGUACCUGUUUGUAUGCAUGCCCUGGGGACUGUUUCUAUACACAAUUUAGUGAUGUAAUGCAGUAGUACGUAUUUGCUUUCCAA
Pyrus x bretschneideri (Chinese white pear) is the source of this 1920-nucleotide messenger RNA. Its product is annotated as endoglucanase 10-like. The transcript is spliced from 6 exons. Bases 208 to 1788 code for a protein of 526 amino acids. The record is from RefSeq and is a predicted model, not a curated record. Gene Ontology annotation, molecular function: hydrolase activity, hydrolyzing O-glycosyl compounds. NCBI's taxonomy places the organism in Eukaryota, Viridiplantae, Streptophyta, Magnoliopsida, Rosales, Rosaceae. Gene Ontology annotation, biological process: carbohydrate metabolic process.